Molecule: messenger RNA, 1664 nt
Organism: Amblyraja radiata (thorny skate)
Lineage: Eukaryota; Metazoa; Chordata; Chondrichthyes; Rajiformes; Rajidae
Product: small integral membrane protein 22
Exons: 9
Coding region: 166-1293 (375 amino acids)
Cellular component (GO): cytoplasm
Molecular function (GO): protein binding
Source: RefSeq, a predicted model, not a curated record
AGAGUCACACUGAAGGUUUGGCGCAUGUGCAGGGGGAUGUUUGUCCGAGAACAUAUAAACACAGAGAUACAUGAGAAAAUUGAACUAAAACAGAUGAGCCUGGAACUUUCGGCAAGCAAAACACUUUCAAUUUGAUUGUUCAGCAACAAUUGGAAGACUUCAACAAUGGCUCCUAUAAUAGUUGUUUAUGACCUGUCUUCUGUAAGAACCUUGUGGGAAGGAAGAAUAAUAAAAUACAAAGAGCGGCAAAGAAAAGAGAAGGAUAGACAGGAGAAAAGUGCAUUAGUGAAGAUCAAUGAGGAGUGGACACAGAAGCUUGAACGUAGAAGAAGAGCCAUUAAGAAUUACAUUGAGCAGAAUCAAGGUGUAAUGAAUGGUGAAGUGCACGUUCGAAUGAACCAUGUAAGCAGCACUGGAAAGGACACUCAUCUCCUAGAUUUUCUGGAAUUGAAGAAGAAUACUAUAACCAAGGACAAAAGAUUUAUUUUUGAACUGCAAGGAAUGGAUUGGAAGGAACUUCCUGAAUCAUUAAAGGAGAAGACAUAUCUCAGAGAGUGGCAUAUUAAGAAAACAAGCAUUGAAAUCAUUCCAUCAUUCAUUGUCAUGUUCCAGGAUCUGAUUGUGAUGGAUUUAUCCAGGAAUUGGAUCAGGGAACUUCCAGUUGAAAUAGGCAAGCUGACCAAACUGAAAGAGCUGAAUGUUAGUUUCAACAAGCUCAAGUCCAUUCCACCAGAGCUCGGGAACUGUGAAAGCCUAGAGAGCCUGAAUUUAUCAAAUAACCUGGAACUGGCAGAGCUUCCGUUUGAGCUGCGUGAUCUGCAGAAACUCAGCCACUUAGACAUGUCCUCCAACCAGUUUCUGAGCAUGCCCAUAUGUGUGCUUCGGAUGUCAAACCUCAAGAGCCUGGAUCUUAGCAGUAAUAACCUGAAAGAACUUCCUCAGGAUCUGGACAGACUCAGUGAGCUCCAGUCGCUUUUCCUUCAGAAGAACAAGAUGACCUACCUAUCCAAAGUCUUGUGCAGAAUGACCAAUCUAAAGAUGUUGGUUGUCAGUGGCGAUGACAUAAACAACUUGCCAACUUCUCUUCUGACGGAUCCCAAUCUAAAAUAUAUUGAUCUGCGGGAAAAUCCACUUGACAAUAUCAAAGAUAUGGCAAACAGCGAAAUCUUUGCAGAUAUUGCAGAGCAUGAAGAAUUUGAAAAAGAUAUGAUGCACUUGUACUUUCAGGAUUUGAAAGAAAGAGAAACAACGCCGACCUAUACAACAAGGGUAUCUCUAAGUCUUCAGCUUUGAGAACAUUUUGCACCGUACUUCACUGAAAUAUGAAUAUGAUCUCAAGAAAAUUGAAUAAUGAUGAAGCUUUGUCAAGAACCAAUCCACUAAAUUGAAGUUGACUUGAAAUAAACUGUAUUUUAAGAACUCAAGUUAGGUUUGUUAAAUAGAAAUUAGAAUAUGAUUUCAAUCUAGGUAUGUUGCUUUUAUUUGAGGCAUAGUUCAUUGGCUGACUAACAUAGGUUGAUGUUUGAUUGAAAAUAAUUGAGUUAAAUGACCAAAUGUUAAAGGUGAGGAGUAAUAGACAAUAGACAAUAGGUGCAGGAGUAGGCCAUUCGGCCCUUCUUGUGAGCACCCGCCAUUCAAUGUGAUCAUAGCUGAUCAUCCACAAU